Molecule: messenger RNA, 1218 nt
Organism: Orycteropus afer afer
Lineage: Eukaryota; Metazoa; Chordata; Mammalia; Tubulidentata; Orycteropodidae
Source: RefSeq, a predicted model, not a curated record
AUGAGAAAAGAUAAAGGAACAGAAGGACAUGGGAAGGAGAAGAAAGCGGAAGAAGAGAUCAGGAAUGUGUUGGGCAAGUCCAUUCAGGUGUCCUGGGUAUUUCUAAUAGUUGUUUACACAGCAGUAAAUGGACACCGUAUGGUAAAUAGCCUGAGAUGCUUCCUCUCCAGGGUAGGUCUCUUCUCCAAACCAGUGCUGCUUCCCUGGUGUGCUAGGAAACUACCAGGUUGGUCAAGCCAUUUUUUGGGCACAGCAUAUGAGGGAAAUUCCCCCCGCCCCAUAGUGACCAAGAAGUAUAAGAGAGGACAGGAAAGGCAGAAGAAACUAAGCCAAGAUCUUGGACCUCUAGAUGGUUCUUGGCAAAAAAGGCUGACUGAUGUGAUGCCACUCUGGAGGGUGAGCUAUGAAGAGCAGCUCAAGUUUUCUUCUCACUACUAUGAAGGAUUCCUUUGACAGUACCCAGUGGCACUCUGCCUUCUGUUUCCUGAAGGUGAGUACUGGUGUAAGCUCACACUCCUCACCAAUAAGAGCCAAGGACACAUGAUGGCUAUCAUCAUUUUCCAUCCCCAGGAAUUAAGUCAGGAGGAGCUCUGUGUCCAGAAGGAAACUGUAAAGGAAUUUUUCACCACAGGGCCAGGAGCAGUCUAUGAUUUGACAUCACUUUUCUUCCAGGAAAGCAUCAUGAUCCCUUGCAGCCAUCAGCAAUCGCUGAAAGUCCUAUUUGGGGCACCUCACAUAUUUGAAGAUCUGCUGGACUUGAAGACCCACAUCUCUCCAGAUGCCUUUUUCCAGGUUAAUACUGCUGGUGUAGAGAUGCUGUAUUGGACUGUGGGGUAGCUGAGUGAAGUAAACUCUAACACAAUCCUCCUUGACAUCUGUUGUGGAACAGGUGUGAUUGGCCUCUCUCUGGCUCAGCAUAACUCCUAGGUCCUCGGGAUUGAGUUAGUGGAGCAGCUGGUAGUGGAUGCCAGGUGGACUGCAUCCUUCAAUGGCACACACAUUACCAACUGUGAAUUCUAUACUGGUUGAACAGAGAAGAUUUUGCCACAGUUACUAAAGUCAAAGGAAGAUGGGCAAUUAAUUGUUGUGGUGAAUCCAGCUGGGGCUGGACUGUAUUACCAAGUGGUUAGAGCCAUUUGAAAUUGCAGGGCCAUCCACACACUAAUAUUUGCUUCCCACAAGCUCCAUGGUAAAAUCACAAAAAACUUCAUUGAAUGA